AUGGCCGUGGCCUGGCUAAUUUGGCCGCUCAUGCUAUCUCUAACAGCACAUUUUGCUAACUCGUUAACAGAAGCAGAAUCAUUGUUAAAAUUCAAGGAAUCAUUAACAAACACCAAGCCUCUUGAUUCUUGGACACUAGAUUCAGAUCCAUGUGGAGGAACACAACGAUGGUUCGGAUUGCUAUGCAAGGAACACUCAGUCUUUGGUCUCAAGAUCGAACAGAUGGGUCUCACAGGAAACAUCGACGUUUCCCCUUUAAUCGACCUACCCGGUUUACGCACCAUAAGCAUAAUAAACAACUCCUUCACGGGUAAAAUACCAGAGUUUAACCGAUUAACCUCUCUGAAAUCGAUUUAUUUAUCAAACAACCGGUUCUCUGGCGAUAUCCCUUCCGAUUAUUUCACUCCAAUGGGUAAGUUGAAGAAAGUGUGGCUGUCCAACAACGAGUUCUCUGGCCACAUACCUAUCUCGCUGGCCACUACAUUACCAAAACUAAGGGAGCUACACCUCGAAAACAAUCAAUUCAAUGGGAUCAUACCAAACUUCACCCAACGGAAUUUAGUCCAUGUCAACCUCUCAAACAACCGACUAACCGGUGAAAUACCUCCCGGUUUGUCAAAAUUUAAAGCGAGCAAUUUCGCGGGGAAUCCUGGCCUUUGCGGUGCAAAGCUAGCAGCUACCUGCACGCAGCCAGGAAUCUCGACUGCAUCGAUUUCGAUAGACGGAGACAUGAAAGAUGACUAUAAGAGCAAAUACUAUAUAUCAUUCGGUACACUAGGCUUCCUUUUCAUCCUCAUCAUCAUCUUAUUUUUCUACCUAAAGAGGAGGAAGAUGAUGCAACGUGCCUCUGAACAAGACAACGACGACGACGAUCAAGAAAUUCAGGUUAGUAAGGCCAUUUCUUUAGUAUCUAUGCUUAAGAACAUCUAA
Eruca vesicaria subsp. sativa (arugula) is the source of this 930-nucleotide messenger RNA. The record is from the annotation of a GenBank genome assembly. Lineage: Eukaryota; Viridiplantae; Streptophyta; Magnoliopsida; Brassicales; Brassicaceae.